Messenger RNA from Cladophialophora bantiana CBS 173.52, 1902 nucleotides. RefSeq lists its product as uncharacterized. Lineage: Eukaryota; Fungi; Ascomycota; Eurotiomycetes; Chaetothyriales; Herpotrichiellaceae. The record is from RefSeq and is a predicted model, not a curated record. The coding region runs from base 1 to 1902 and encodes 633 amino acids. The transcript has a single exon.
AUGGGAAAAUUCAGUUUGAAAAAGACUCCUAAGCCGUCAAGCUCUGGUCCUAAAGAACCACCACCUCCCCCUCCCAAACCUGCAGCUCCAGCGAAGCCACCAUCACCGCCGCCACCACCUUCCAACCCUCCAGCAGCUCCAGCGAAGCCACCAUCACCACCACCAGCGAGUCAUCCAGCAUCUCCACCAGAGCCGCCAUCAUUACCAUCACAUAACCCUCCAGUAACUCCAGAGCGGCAACCACCGCCGCCAGGAGAACCCCAUGGGACAGAGCCGAACCAUCCAACAGAAACAUCAUUGCCAGGAGAAGCCCACGGGACAGAGCCGAGCCAUCCAACAGAAACACCACUGCCAGGAGAACCUCACAGAACUGAGCUCAAACAUCCAAUAGAAACGCCACUGCCAGGAGAACCCCAUGGGACAGAGCCGAACCAUCCAACAGCAACACCACUGCCAGGGGAACCCCACGGGACUGGGCUCCAACAUCCACCACCACUCGGUCAUCCAGACACCGAGCCGGGACAUCCGGAAGAGCCACCGUUCGAAGUCCCGAGUGCUCAGCAGCCACAUGUGUCGCAAGCACCUCCAAAACCCCUGCAUCCGGGUACCAUCGCUCCUGAUAAUGAACAUCGACCGACAAGUUCAUACCCACCAAAUGAGAACUCUUUCCCAUUCGGCUCAGGAGCAACUGACCCAAACUCGUAUUAUGGCCAGCAGCCCAGCUACAAUUGGCAAGAUGACUUGAAGAGCCAGCUCACAGGUAUCGGUGCGAAUGCAGCGAAUACCACAGUCACAGGUCUUAUCCAAACUGGUCUGCAAAAAUGGCAAAAUCAGCAGUACCCGAAUAUGUACCCAGGGGGAACUGUAAAUCCCAACGCGUACCCUUCAGAUCCUAACGCAUACCCCACCGAUCCUAACGCAUACCCUUCGGAUCCUAACGAAGACUCUUUAGAUCCUAACGCAUACCCUUCAGAUCCUAAUGCAUACCCCACCGAUCCUAACACAUACCCUUCGGAUCCCAGUAUGGGUGCGGAUCCCAGUAUGGGUAUGGAUCCCAGUAUGGGCGCGGGAUUCGAUCACGGUGCUGGUGUCCAUAGCGGCGCGAACGUCAAUAACGGCGGGGACUCCAGCACAUACAACACGAACUUCGCCAACAGCACGAAUGCUGGCAACGGUGUAGAUUCCAACGCAUACAAUACGAAUUUCCUCAACAACAUGAAUCUCGGCAAUGAUAUGGAACACGGUGACGAUAUGGAACACAGUGGCGAUAUGGAACACGGUGACGAUAUGGAACACAGUGGCGAUAUGGAACACAGUGGCGAUAUGGAACACAGUGGCGAUAUGGAACACGGUGACGAUAUGGAACACAGUGGCGAUAUGGAACACGGUGACGAUAUGGAACACAGUGGCGAUAUGGAACACGGUGACGAUAUGGAACACAGUGGCGAUAUGGAACACAGUGGCGAUAUGGAACACAGUGGCGAUAUGGAACACGGUGACGAUAUGGAACACAGUGGCGAUAUGGAACACAGUGGCGAUAUGGAACACGGUGACGAUAUGGAACACAGUGGUGAUAUGGAACACGGUGGUGAUAUGGAACACGGUGAGGACAUGGAACACAGUGGUGAUAUGGAACACGGUGAGGAUAUGGGGCCGUAUGACGGGUUGGAGACUGAUGGUGGGACAUAUUCUCCUGGGGGAACAUAUUGGCCUGGCGAACAAUAUCACGAUGAAGACGACAUAGAGGGCGAUGAUGAGGCUAAUGGAGGGUUUUUUGACCCCGCGGGUGAACACACUGCAGAGGAUGGUCACUCUGGAGGCGCCAGCAUGUUGGGGAAUGCGACAUACGGCGCAUCCAUCCCUCAACCCCCCGGCGCAAGGAUUGGGGUAACCAUCCGAUAG